UUCCUUCCUUCCCUCUUUCUCUCUCAUUUGUUCUUACAAAAGAAAAAAACACCUCAAUCUUACCUUCUCCGUUCGUGUUUUUGCUGGGCGAUUUCUAGGGUUUCAGUGGGAGAUUGAUUGAGCGGGGGGUUUUUUCUCACCAUUGAAAUUCAUGAGAUUGUAUUCAUGGUGGAAUUAGUUUUGGCCUUAAUUACUGCAUUUCAUAAUUCAUCUACAAAUCUUUACAUUCUCUGACCUAAUGACUCUUGACAGUAGUGAAUGGCUCGAUUCCACUCCCGCUCCAUUUCUCUUUUGUUUCUAGUGAUUCUUGUUCUUGUUACAGUGUUUCGUUUUGUUCUCUCAUCUACGGCCGACGAUGAAUUUUCCAUUCUCGAUUACGAUGCGUUUCUUUUUCAUCAGGAUUACUCGCCGCCGGCCCCACCGCCACCGCCGCCUCAUCCACCUUCAGUUUCCUGCACCGUUGAUUUAGAUGGUGUCGGUUCGUUGGAUACUACAUGUCAGAUUGUCAACGAUUUGAACCUUACUCAUGACGUGUAUAUAGCCGGGAAGGGGAAUUUUUAUAUCCUGCCUGGGGUGAAAUUUAAUUGUCUUAAACCAGGGUGUUCGAUUACUAUUAACAUUACUGGCAAUUUUACGUUGAGCAAUGAUUCGUCUAUAUUUACCGGGAGCUUUGAAUUGGCCGCCUGUAAUGCUAGUUUUCUUAAUGGUUCUGUGGUGAACACGACGGCUUUGGCUGGGAAUCCGCCGUCACAGACCAGUGGUACGCCACAAAGUGUUGAUGGAGCAGGAGGGGGACAUGGAGGGAGAGGAGCAUGUUGUUUGACGGAUAAAAGUAAGCUUCCCGAGGACGUUUGGGGAGGGGAUGCGUACUCAUGGGCAUCGCUGCAGAAGCCUAGCAGUUUUGGUAGCCGAGGUGGUUCAACGAGCAAGGAGGUAGACUAUAGUGGUAAGGGUGGCGGAAAGGUGAAGUUGAAUGUUGCUGACCUUCUUGUAAUUGAUGGGGUUGUUCUGGCCGAUGGUGGUGAUGGGGGGACUAAAGGUGGAGGUGGGUCAGGUGGCAGCAUCUAUAUCCUUGCUCACAAAAUGAUUGGCAAUGGCAAGAUAAGUGCCUGUGGAGGUGAUGGAUAUGGUGGGGGAGGUGGUGGAAGAAUCGCUGUCGACAUUUUCAGCAGGCAUGAUGAUCCUCAAAUUUUUGUUCACGGGGGACGUAGUUUGGCUUGUCCAGAAAAUUCUGGCGGUGCUGGAACUCUGUAUGAUGCUGUUCCUCGAAGCCUUACAAUUUCCAAUCAUAACCUGACAACUGAUACGGAUACACUUCUUUUGGAGUUUCCUAAUCAACCACUCAUGACAAAUGUUUAUGUUCGAAACAAUGCCAGGGCUUCAGUUCCUUUGCUCUGGAGUCGUGUUCAGGUUCAAGGUCAGAUUAGCCUUCUAUCUGGCGGAGUAUUAAGUUUUGGGCUGGCACACUAUGCCUCUUCAGAGUUUGAGCUAUUGGCAGAAGAACUUUUAAUGAGCAACUCAGAAAUCAAGGUGUAUGGGGCUCUACGCAUGUCAGUGAAAAUGUUUUUGAUGUGGAAUUCUAAAUUGCUUAUAGAUGGAGGUGGGGAUUCAGGCGUUGUAACAUCCUUGCUUGAGGCCAGUAACUUAAUUGUUCUUCGGGAAUCAUCUGUUAUACAUUCUAAUGCUAACCUGGGAGUCCAUGGACAAGGUUUAUUGAACUUGUCAGGUCCUGGAGAUUGGAUUGAAGCCCAGCGGCUGGUUCUGUCUUUAUUUUAUAGUAUUCAUGUUGGCCCCGGAUCUAUUUUACGAGGGCCUGUAGAUGAUGCAACAAAAAAUGCUGUAACUCCUAAGCUCUACUGUGAAGACAAAGACUGCCCCGUGGAACUAUUUUAUCCUCCUGAAGAUUGCAAUGUGAACUCAUCACUUGCUUUCACUCUCCAGAUCUGCAGAGUUGAAGAUAUCACUGUAGAGGGACUUAUCAAAGGUUCGGUUGUUCAUUUCCACAGGGCAAGAACAAUAACUGUCCAGUCUCAUGGGAUGAUCAGUGCAUCUGGGAUGGGGUGCACUGGAGGUGUGGGAAGAGGGAAUGCCAUAGGCAAUGGUAUAUACAGUGGUGGUGGGUAUGGUGGUAGAGGUGGGGUAGGAUGCUUCGAUAAUAACUGUGUCCCAGGUGGCAUCUCUUAUGGGGAAGCAGAUCUUCCCUGUGAGCUUGGUAGCGGUAGCGGAAAUGACAGUUUAGCCAGUUUCUCUUCAGGAGGAGGCAUUAUAGUGAUGGGCUCAUUAGCGCAUCCGUUGUCAAGCUUGCUCAUUGAAGGCUCAGUGACAUCUGAUGGAGACAAUUUCAACGGAACUGCAGGAGUAAAAAAGUUGACUGAUAUUCAAGAGUCUACAGGCCCUGGGGGAGGAUCUGGUGGAACUAUUCUUUUGUUUGUUCAUACCAUGGCUCUUCGUUCAUCUGCUAUUCUUUCAAGUGCUGGUGGAUAUAGUCUAGCAAAUGGAAGUGGUGGAGGUGGUGGAGGAAGGAUUCACUUUCACUGGGCCGACAUACCUACAGGAGACGUGUACCAGCCCAUUGCUAGUGUGAAAGGACACAUUGGUACCCGUGGAGGUACAGCUGGUGAACUGGGUGGUGGUGGUGAAGAUGGCACUGUGACUGGGAAAGCGUGCCCUAAAGGUCUUUAUGGAACAUUUUGUGAGGAAUGUCCUGCGGGUACAUUCAAGAAUGUCAGUGGAUCCGAUAGAUCUCUUUGUCGACAAUGCCCCCCUGAUGAGCUUCCACAUCGUGCUAUUUAUGUAUCUGUUCGGGGUGGGAUUGCUGAAACGCCAUGCCCUUACAGAUGCAUUUCAGAUAGAUACCAUAUGCCGAAAUGUUAUACUGCUCUUGAAGAGUUAAUUUAUACAUUUGGUGGUCCUUGGCUCUUUUGUGGUCUCCUACUUGGCCUGCUUGUUCUGCUGGCAUUGGUGCUUAGUGUUGCACGGAUGAAAUUUGUCGGGGUGGAUGAGCUACCUGGCCCUGUACCCACUCAACAUGGAUCUCAAAUUGAUCAUUCCUUUCCUUUCCUGGAGUCAUUGAAUGAGGUCUUAGAAACAAAUAGAGCUGAGGAAUCUCAAAGUCAUGUGUAUAGAAUGUACUUUACGGGUCCAAACACCUUUAGUGAACCGUGGCAUCUUUCACACUCCCCUCCGGAACAACUCAAAGAGAUUGUAUAUGAGAGUGCAUUUAAUACAUUUGUGGAUGAGAUCAAUGCUAUAGCAGCAUAUCAAUGGUGGGAGGGUGCAGUAUACAGCAUUCUUUCUGCUCUUGCAUAUCCUCUUGCAUGGUCAUGGCAGCAAUGGCGUCGAAGGCUGAAAUUGCAACUUCUACGUGAGUUUGUUAGGUCAGAAUAUGACCAUGCUUGCUUGCGAUCUUGCCGCUCCCGUGCUCUUUAUGAAGGCAUUAAGGUUGCGGCAACAUCCGAUCUAAUGCUUGCAUUUGUGGACUUCUUUCUGGGUGGAGACGAAAAAAGAACCGAUCUUCCUCCUCGUUUGAAUCAAAGAUUUCCACUGGCUUUACUUUUUGGAGGCGAUGGAAGUUACAUGGCUUCUUUUUCACUUCAUAACGACAACAUUCUUACUAGUCUCAUGAGCCAGGUUCUACCACCUACAACAUGGUACCGCAUGGUUGCUGGCCUGAAUGCACAGUUACGGUUGGUUCGUCGUGGUCAGCUUAAAUCAACAUUUCUACCUGUUGUUAGAUGGCUGGAAAAUGUUGCAAAUCCUGCUUUGAGGAAUCAUGGCAUUUGUGUGGAUCUUGCGUGGUUUCAGGCUACAACCUGUGGUUAUUGCCAGUACGGUCUUGUUAUAUAUGCUGCUGAAGACAUCAGUCCUCCGGCCAUAAGAAGUUAUCAUGAAUAUGAACAAUAUGAUCAAACUUCACGUGUGAAGGACAUUCCAAGAGAAAAUCAGUCUCUGCAUUCGAGGGAAGAAACACAUAUAAGACAAGAUCAUAUUUCUAGUGAAGGCCGUGCAAGGCGAAAGAAGUCAUAUGGGGGCAUUUUAGAUGUCAGCAGUCUACAAAUGCUCCAGGAGAAGAGGAGUAUAUCUUGCAUUCUAUCUUAUGUGCUUCACAACACUAAACCUGUUGGCCACCAGGAUCUUGUUGGUUUAGUCAUAUCAAUGCUGCUACUAGGGGAUUUCAGCUUGGUUUUGCUUACGCUGCUCCAGAUGUUUUCUUUCUCAUUGGCAGACGUUUUUCUAGUUUUGUUUAUUUUGCCGCUCGGCAUUCUCCUUCCAUUCCCUGCUGGAAUCAAUGCCUUAUUUAGCCAAGGACCUAGGCGUUCUGCAGGCCUCGCCCGCAUCUAUGCAUUGUGGAACAUCACAUCCUUGGUCAAUGUUUUGGUUGCAUUUCUCUGUGGAUAUGUUCACUCAAAAUCUCAAUCCUCGAAACAUCCAAGCUAUCAGCCAUGGACUAUUAACAUGGAUGAAAGUGAAUGGUGGAUCUUCCCAGCGGGAUUGGUUGUUUGUAAAUUUCUCCAAUCCCGACUCAUUAAUUGGCACGUUGCGAAUCUCGAGAUCCAAGAUCGAUCCUUGUACAGUAACGAGUUCGAUAUGUUCUGGCAGUCGUGAUGAUUUUUAUUGCUCACCUUGAUGACAGACUAUUUUCUCUUACCUUGUCUUUUUUUCUGGGGGAGGGAAAGUUCUUUACCACACAUGGGUUUGCUCGUAGGCAGGCAAGCAAGCAAGCAGGCGUUCUUUCUACCAUUUCAUCCCACACUCAAAAUUUGACUCUUAGGCCAGAAAUAGAUAACAAUCAAUAUCAAAAUCAAAUCUUAAUUUAAAGUCCAAACAAAAUAGAUUAAAAAAAAAAAAAAAGAAGAAGAAGAGGCUUUCACAAUUGUAAUCAAAUCCAUUUUGUUCUUUUUCCUUUUUUUGUUUUACUCUUAAAGACCAGCAUCUUCUUUUCCUUCUUUACUUCCUUUUUGUCUACAGUGUUGUAUAUAAUUUGGGAUUUGUUAUUGCCCCCUUUGAAUCCCAUUUGUGUACCCUCUUUUCUCAGUCCUGGGGCUUCCCCAUCUCUAAUUAACUGACUAGAAAAUUCAAUAUUUAAGGUCAUUUUUUUCCAUGUAA
Molecule: messenger RNA, 5106 nt
Organism: Cucumis sativus (cucumber)
Lineage: Eukaryota; Viridiplantae; Streptophyta; Magnoliopsida; Cucurbitales; Cucurbitaceae
Exons: 22
Coding region: 259-4605 (1448 amino acids)
Source: RefSeq, a predicted model, not a curated record